Messenger RNA from Cynara cardunculus var. scolymus (artichoke), 1649 nucleotides. Its product is annotated as VAN3-binding protein. Lineage: Eukaryota; Viridiplantae; Streptophyta; Magnoliopsida; Asterales; Asteraceae. The record is from RefSeq and is a predicted model, not a curated record. The transcript has 6 exons. Gene Ontology annotation, biological process: leaf vascular tissue pattern formation; auxin-activated signaling pathway; phloem or xylem histogenesis. The coding region runs from base 106 to 1251 and encodes 381 amino acids.
CUGGGUUGAAAUGGAUACAGAAACAUAGAUUGGUGGUAGAUCUAAGUUUCUGAGGUGAUUAAAAUCAUCUAUUUAUCCAUCCACUAACAAACGAAACACCAGAGAAUGGAAGGUGGAAAUAUCCGGAAGAGCAAUUCAUACCCAUCUGAGUAUCCAGGAAAAAGCAACAUAGAAUUCAAUAUACCAGGAAACAUACCUUCUAUUCCCCAACCAGAAACACCAAUGGAGCCAAUGGAAUUCUUGUCCAGAUCCUGGAGCGUUUCUGCUGCCGAGAUUUCAAAAGCCUUUGCACAGAAACCAAAACAAUCUACGCUUGACAAAAAGAAUAUUAGCCCGUUACCUGAAUCAUUCAUCGCACCACAACUUCAACAGAAGAUUAUGAACCUAUCAAACGUUCAGAGUCUUAGACCAAGAGGGAAAUGGUUCAAUCACAGGGACGCUAUUAUGAGAAGCGUGUGGAAGAAAGACAAGGUCCGGCAGGAAAAAGCACAAGUCCAUGCCGCGCUCUGUGUCGCUGGGCUGGCAACAGCAGUGGCUUCCAUCACUGCAGCUGAGAGCACAAGGUUGGACAAUUCCAGAAUGAGCACUGCUCUUAUGUCAGCUACAGAGCUAUUAGCAUCACAUUGCUUCGAGUUGGCAGAAUCAGCUGGAGCUGAUCAUGACCUUGUAGUUUCUGUUGUCCAAUCAGCCAUUAACAUCCAAAGUCCAAGUGAUCUAGUGACUCUCACAGCUGCAGCUGCAACAGCUUUGCGAGGCGAAGCAGCGCUGAAAGCUAGAUUUCCAAAAGAAGCAAAGAAGAAUGCCACUGUAAUUCCAUAUGAGAAGGGAAUGGGGGGUCAUAUUCUCACUGGUAAUCAUAGUGAAAGCACAAAAAGAGAGCAUCAGUGUACUAAAGACGUGCUGCAACAAGUACACAAAGGAGGGUUACAUUGGAAGCAAGUAUCCAUCUACAUAAACAAGAAGUCUCAGGUUAUCAUCAAGCUCAAAAGCAAUCAUGUUGGAGGGGCCUUUUCCACAAAGAAUAAAGGUGUUGUCUAUGGUGUCUGCAAUGAGAAAGCCUCUUGGCCAUUCAGCAAAGAAAGGGAAAAUGCAGAUGCCUAUUUUGGGGUUAAAACAGCAAAGGGUCUUCUGGAGUUCAGGUGCAAGAACAAGAUCCACAAACAGAAAUGGGUUGAUACAAUUCAAUAUCUUCUACAAAGAACCAGCAACAUUGAAAACAUUGGGCAUUCCAUGAAUAUGUUAACUGCUUAGACGAGCAUUGCUUGACUAAUUGGUGCAUCUGGUAGUUCAAUAAGGGAGGAGAAUGUGAUGGGUUGUGCAUCUAUUAUAGUUUUGUGUUUCUGCUAAGUGAUUUUGUAGCCCUUGUGUCAUAUCUGAACACACUAAAAUGGCAUGAGCCUUGUCUCACUUGUUACUUAGUUUAUUUAUUUUUGGAUAGAUACUUCUUGUUUAGUUUUCACAUCUUACUCCAAUCUUUGAAUUUCCACUUGUAUAUAAUAUUAGUGAGAGAUGAAAAUCAACAAAUGCUUUCCUAUUUGAAAGGCUACCUUAUAAAGUUCUAUAGGCCCUCUUUUUCCUUCUCAUUCUUUCUUUGUCGAUGAAUAAAUUAAGCAAGCAUGAUGCAAACGGGGGACGAUAAAAUGUCGUUU